Nymphaea colorata (pocket water lily) is the source of this 1726-nucleotide messenger RNA. RefSeq names its product AP-4 complex subunit mu. Gene Ontology annotation, cellular component: clathrin adaptor complex; cytoplasmic vesicle; trans-Golgi network. The record is from RefSeq and is a predicted model, not a curated record. NCBI's taxonomy places the organism in Eukaryota, Viridiplantae, Streptophyta, Magnoliopsida, Nymphaeales, Nymphaeaceae. The transcript is spliced from 13 exons. The coding region runs from base 93 to 1448 and encodes 451 amino acids. Gene Ontology annotation, biological process: Golgi to lysosome transport; protein targeting.
GUCUGCGCGUCUCCACGCCCGUUGCCCGCCAAUUCGCCUUGGACUUUACCGGGAAAACGGCCGCCGGACCUCGUCACCGGAGGAGGGGCACCAUGAUCUGUCAAUUCUUCGUAUUAUCUCAGAGGGGAGAUAACAUCGUCUUCCGCGAUUAUCGCGGUGAAGUGCAGAAAGGGAGCGCAGAGGUUUUCUUUCGCAAAGUCAAGUUUUGGAAGGGAGACGAAGGCGAGGAGGCACCCCCUGUCUUUAAUUUGGAUGGUGUAAAUUAUAUUCAUGUAAAGGUGGCUGGCUUGCUGUUUGUUGCUACAACAAGGGUCAAUGUGUCUCCUUCUCUUGUUUUGGAGCUAUUGCAAAGGAUUGCUCGUGUCAUCAAAGAUUAUCUUGGUGUGCUCAGUGAGGAAUCGCUGAGAAAAAAUUUUGUUCUUGUGUAUGAGCUGUUAGAUGAAGUUAUCGACUUUGGUUAUCCACAAACUACUUCUACUGAGGUAUUGAAGUCAUACAUCUUCAAUGAGCCAAUUGUGGUUGAUGCUGCACGUUUGCCACCACUUGGUCCUGCAGCUAUCUUUGUGCAUGGAUCAAAAAGAAUGCCAGGAACAGCAGUGACAAAAUCAGUUGUUGCCAAUGAACCUGGGGGUAAAAAGAGAGAGGAAAUCUUUGUUGAUAUUAUUGAGAAAAUCAGUGUCACUUUCAGUUCAAGUGGUUAUAUCUUGACUUCUGAGAUUGAUGGCACCAUUCAAAUGAAAAGUUAUCUUACUGGAAACCCAGAAAUCCGUCUUGCCCUUAAUGAAGAGCUAAGCAUUGGGAGGGGAGGAAGUUCUGCCUAUGGUUUCGGUGGUUCUGCUGGGGUGGGGCCAGUGGUAUUGGAUGACUGUAAUUUCCAUGAGACGGUGCAUCUUGAAAAUUUUGACUUGGACAGGACCUUGACUCUGGUACCACCUGAUGGAGAAUUUUCUGUCAUGAACUAUCGUAUGACUCAGGAAUUCAAGCCUCCCUUUCGGGUCAAUGCUGUUAUCGAAGAAGCUGGAUCUUUCAAGGCAGAAGUAAUUUUGAAAGUACGGGCUGAUUUCUCGCCUACCAUAACUGCAAACACAAUUUCAGUGCAUAUGCCACUGCCAACUUACACAACAAGGGUUAGCUACGAACUGGAACCUGGUGCAAUAGGUCAAAUUACAGAUUUUAAAGAGGCAAAUAGAAAGCUUGAAUGGAACUUGAAAAAGAUUGUUGGUGGAUCGGAGCAUACCUUGCGUGCAAAACUUACAUUGUCACAGGAAUCACAUGCAAAUAUAAUGAGGGAAGCUGGGCCAGUGAGCAUGAAUUUCACAAUUCCAAUGUACAAUGCCUCCAGGCUUCAGGUAAGGUAUUUGCAGAUCGCCAAGAAAUCAAAGACACACAAUCCGUAUCGGUGGGUGAGAUACGUGACACAUGCAAAUUCAUAUGUUGCUCGUCUAUGAUGUGCGGAACCAAACUUUCCGGGUAUGCAUGCCUGUCUGUGUAUGAGUGUGAGAACAAAGAGAAAAAGUAGAAAGGUCUUUUCUGAGCCCACGCUUGUUCCUACGAGGAAAUUAUCUUUAUUUUUGUUACUCGAGGUAGUUGUACUGAAAAUCGUCUCCUGGUCUGGUUGAUGCAUCAAUCCACCUCACUGUUUGUUAAUAUUUAAAAAUAACUCAUUGAGUAACUCAGACUUGGAUACAGAUUAUAUCUUGAUUCCUACCAUGUUUUGGGUCCGUCC